Molecule: messenger RNA, 679 nt
Organism: Pterocles gutturalis (yellow-throated sandgrouse)
Lineage: Eukaryota; Metazoa; Chordata; Aves; Pterocliformes; Pteroclidae
Product: ankycorbin-like
Exons: 8
Molecular function (GO): actin binding
Source: RefSeq, a predicted model, not a curated record
CCUGGCAGCCAUAAAAGGGCAUGCAGAGUGCCUCAGGAUCAUGGUGACACAUGGUGCAGAUGUGACAGCCCAAGAUGGUACAGGGCAUAGUGCUUUACAUCUUGCAGCAAAGAACAGCCACCCUGAUUGCAUUAAGAGGCUACUUCAGAGUAAAUGUCCAGCAGAGAGCACAGAUAAUUCUGGGAAAACAGCAUUACAUUAUGCAGCUGCAUGUGGUUGUCUUCAGGCAGUUCAGCUUCUGUGUGACCACAAGUGUCCAAUUAAUGUCAAAGAUUUGGAUGGGAACAUACCUCUGCUGCUUGCCGUACAAAAUGGUCACACAGAAGUCUGCAAAUACCUUCUAGAUCAUGGAGCAGAUGUCAACACCAGGGAUAAAAAUGGAAGAACUGCUUUGAUGAUGGCUUGUGAAGCUGGUAGCUUUAACAUGGUGGAAGCCUUCCUUAGGAAAGGUGCAGAUGUCAGUUUAGUAGAUGUCGUUGGACAGAAUGCCAUGCAUUACUCCAAGCUCUCCGAGAAUACAGGGAUCCAGAAUCUCCUAUCAUCAAAGUUGUCUCAGGAUGUGGAUACAAAGUUACCGACAAAAGCAAAGCAGCUUAGUGAUUUGUCUUCUCCACACUCAUCAACUUCAACUCCCAUGACUGGAAAAGGGCAGGCUUUCUUUGUGGACCAAGUGUGCAAG